This is a messenger RNA of Mycena indigotica, 489 nucleotides long. RefSeq names its product ADF-like domain-containing protein. The transcript has 6 exons. The record is from RefSeq and is a predicted model, not a curated record. Gene Ontology annotation, biological process: regulation of actin filament polymerization. NCBI's taxonomy places the organism in Eukaryota, Fungi, Basidiomycota, Agaricomycetes, Agaricales, Mycenaceae. Gene Ontology annotation, molecular function: actin filament binding. Gene Ontology annotation, cellular component: actin filament; plasma membrane; site of polarized growth. The coding region runs from base 1 to 489 and encodes 162 amino acids.
AUGGCCGACUGCACCGAUCCCGCCAUCGACGCUGCCUACCAGGAUGUGCGUUCCGACAAGUCCGAGACAAACUGGGUACUGCUCGACUACGAGAGCGACCGAUCCGACAAGCUUACGGUGACGGCGAGCGGCAGCGGUGGGCUGGCAGAGCUGCGAGAAGCGCUCGAUGACGGGAAGGCCUCUUUCGCAUAUGCUCGUGUGAGCUAUUCCAACGACAAAGAGUCUACACGAGAGAAGUUCAUACUGGUGGUGAGUUUGGAUAGGUGUGUUUUCCUGCUCGGAAGAACUUGGAAACCGACCUCAAUUGUGCCAGGACCCCAAUGCAAAGUCAUGCGGAAAGCCAAAAUAUCGGUCCAUGCCGCGGACGUCAAACAAACGCUGCGCGUCUUUUCGAUUGAGGUUGCUGCCCGCGAGAAGGACGACAUCAACCAUGAUGCGAUUGUUACUCGGUUGCGGAAGGCUGGUGGUGCUAGCUACGACGGAGUGUGA